This is a messenger RNA of Enhydra lutris kenyoni (northern sea otter), 1437 nucleotides long. RefSeq names its product olfactory receptor 5M3-like. Lineage: Eukaryota; Metazoa; Chordata; Mammalia; Carnivora; Mustelidae. The record is from RefSeq and is a predicted model, not a curated record. The coding region runs from base 1 to 1437 and encodes 478 amino acids. Gene Ontology annotation, cellular component: membrane. The transcript has 2 exons. Gene Ontology annotation, molecular function: G protein-coupled receptor activity; olfactory receptor activity; odorant binding. Gene Ontology annotation, biological process: sensory perception of smell; G protein-coupled receptor signaling pathway.
AUGAGGAGAAACUUCACCUCAGUGACUGAGUUCAUUCUCCUUGGACUGACCAGUUGCCUGGAACUGCAGAUUGUCCUCUUCCUGCUGUUUCUGGCCAUUUACAUGGUCAUGGUCACAGGGAAUGUUGGCAUGAUUGUCCUCAUCCAUGUCAAUGCCCGGCUCCAUAAACCCAUGUACUUUUUCCUGAGCCACUUGUCCUUUGUGGAUCUGUGCUUCUCUUCCAACGUGACUCCCAAGACGCUGGAGAUCUUCUUGUCGGAGAAAGAAACCAUUUCCUAUCCUGCUUGUCUGGUGCAGUGUUAUUUCUUUAUUGCCUUGGUCCACAUAGAGAUGUACAUCCUGGCUGCAAUGGCUUUUGAUCGGUACAUGGCCAUCUGCAACCCUCUGCUGUAUGGCAGCAAGAUGUCCAAGAGUGUGUGCACGACCCUCAUCAUGGAGCCUUACGUGUAUGGGGCACUCACGGGCCUCAUGGAGACCAUGUGGACCUACAACCUCGCCUUCUGUGGCCCCAAUGAAAUUAACCACUUCUACUGCGCUGACCCACCACUAAUUAAGCUGGCCUGUUCUGACACUUCCAACAAGGAGCUGUCAAUGUUUAAAAUGCUUAAUUUCACCGAUGUGACAGAGCUUAUUCUUUUGGGACUAACCAGUCGUCAGGAAUGGCAAGUCCUCUUCUUCAUCAUUUUUCUUAUGGUCUAUGUUGUCACCGUGGUAGGCAAUAUUGGCAUGAUCAUGUUAAUUAAGGUCAGUCCACAGCUUAACAGCCCCAUGUACUUUUUCCUCAGUCAUUUGUCAUUUGUGGAUGUCUGGUUUUCUUCCAAUGUGACCCCCAAAAUGUUGGAAAAUCCGUUAUCAGAAACAAAAACUAUUUCUUAUGCUGGUUGUUUGGUACAGUGUUUCUUCUUCAUUGCCCUCGUCCAUGUAGAAAUUUUUAUUCUUGCCGUGAUGGCCUUUGAUAGGUACAUGGCAAUUGGGAAACCUCUGCUGUACAGCAGCAAAAUGUCUAGGGUGGUCUGUAUGCGACUGAUUUCUUUCCCUUAUGUAUAUGGCUUUCUGACUAGUCUGGCUGCAACCCUGUGGACAUAUGGCAUGUCCUUUUGUGGGAAUAUUGAGAUCAAUCACUUCUACUGUGCAGACCCACCUCUCAUCAAAAUGGCAUGUGCUGGGACUUUAGUAAAAGAAUAUACGAUGACCAUUCUUGGAGGCAUCAAUGUGACAUAUUCUCUGACUGUGGUGAUCAUUUCAUAUCUGUUCAUUCUCAUUGCCAUUCUACGGAUGCACUCAGCGGAAGGGAGGAGGAAGGCCUUUUCCACCUGUGGCUCCCACUUGACAGCGGUCAUCAUAUUUUAUGGGACUCUCAUAUUCAUGUAUCUCAGGAGUCCCACAGAGGAGUCUGUGGAGCAGGGGAAAAUGGUGGCUGUGUUUACACCACAGUGA